Molecule: messenger RNA, 2805 nt
Organism: Penicillium arizonense
Lineage: Eukaryota; Fungi; Ascomycota; Eurotiomycetes; Eurotiales; Aspergillaceae
Exons: 8
Coding region: 1-2805 (934 amino acids)
Biological process (GO): transmembrane transport
Molecular function (GO): oligopeptide transmembrane transporter activity
Source: RefSeq, a predicted model, not a curated record
AUGUCGCGCGCCCCUCUUCUCCGCUCGUCGCCCGCGCUGGGUGCCUCGUCUUACGGAGCCGUGGGCAUCCCAGACGGAGACGGAGAUGGAGAUGGCGAUGGGUCAGGCGAGAUAGAGGCUGAGGCUGAGGCUGAGGCUGCGACCGGGACUAGGACUAGGACUGAGACUGGCACUACCAGGUCGUCUGGUUCCCGUCGUCAUGCUCGGUUGCAGCGCGCUAGCUUUGAAAAUGGUGCUGCGAGCUCGAGUGCUGGACCCAGGCUGUCUUAUUCUUCUAUCAGGCGGCGGAAUAGCAUGUAUGCUGAGAGGCGCAAUCGGAGGCCUUCUACUGCUGCGUCUGAUGUUGGCAUGGGUGCUGAUUCCAAGUUCUCGUUUGCUACUGGACUGGCUGUCCCGGGUAACCCGGUCAUGCAGGAGACGCCCGCAUCAUCGCCUUUUAUGACUAGUGAUGAAGAAGAUGUUUUGGAUAUCGAUGAUGAUUAUUCAAAGUCUUCGGAUGAGGAUCCGCCGGAUAAUUCGCCGUAUGCUCAAGUGCGAGCUUCGGUGCCGGCCACAGACAAUGUCACUCUUUCCAUUAACAGUUCGGCCGCCAAUCUUUUCUUUUCGCUGCGCUAUCCCAGCGUGGCUAUUACUCCAAUUAUUGCUCUCGUUUUGGUACAUCCACUUGGCAAGUUUUGGGAUGUACUCUUCAAACACACAGGCGACCCUAUCGAAGUAUUCGAGAACGGAACCCUUCUUCAACGGGAACCGCUCAACGGCGAUAUCGAUGCCCCUCCUACUUCAUUGGGGACUCGAGCCAGGCUUUGGUUUGGCCAGGGCCAUUGGAACGAGAAAGAACAUGCUUGUGUAUACAUCAGCAGCAAUGUUUCUUUUGGAUUCGCUUUCGCCACUGAUGUUCUUGUUGAGCAACACAAAUUUUACAACCAGGACGUUCCGAUCAUGUACCAACUGUUGCUCAUCAUAUCGACCCAAGUCCUAGGUUAUGCAUUCGCCGGACUGACUCGACGAUUCUUGGUGCGGCCUUCGGCCAUGAUCUGGCCAGGCACCCUGAUGUCUACUGCCAUGUUUUCUACCAUGCACAAGUCUGUCAACAAAAAGGCCAACGGGUGGAGUAUCUCCCGAUACAAAUUUUUCAUCAUUGUCUGGGCAGGAGCAUUUCUCUGGUACUUCGUUCCAGGUUUGUUGAUGCCUGCUCUCAGCUACUUCAACGUUAUCACCUGGUUGGCACCUAAGAAUGUUGUCGUUUCAAACUUGUUUGGCGUUGCUUCGGGUCUUGGAAUGUUCCCUUUGACCUUUGAUUGGGCUCAGAUUGCCUACAUUGGCUCUCCAUUGCUAACGCCUUGGUGGGCCGCAGCCAACAUUGUGACAGGCUUAGUGGUUGUCAUUUGGGCUGUUGCUCCGAUCCUCUAUUACAAAAAUGCUUUUUUCUCUUCAUACAUGCCCAUUCUCUCAACAGCCGUGUUUGAUAACACUGGCAAACCUUACAACGUCAGCCGAAUCCUAACCGGAGAGUUCUUGUUCGAUGAGCAGGCCUAUAAGGACUACUCCCCGGUCUACCUCCCAAUCACCUACGUAUUGUCAUAUGGAGUACAGUUCGCUGCUUUGACAUCUCUCGUCACCCACACUAUCUGCUGGUAUGGGAAAGACAUCUGGCAACAAACUAGAAAGGCCUUUGACGAGCGACAAGAUGUCCCAGCCAUGGAGACAUAUCAACCUCUUCGAGGUGACAACAGUGGCAGCCAGCAGAGCUUUGGUAUUUCAAGAACUGGCUCAGAUCCUCGCCUGGAAAGCCAACUGGGAAUGGAAGAUGUCCAUUGCCGCUUGAUGAGGCGCUACAAGGAUGCUCCUCUCACGUGGUAUAUACUUGUGUUCAUUUCCAUGUUGGCAAUUGCCACUUUUACGGUGGAAUACUACCCCACCCACCUUCCCUGGUACGGGCUACUCCUAGCUCUCGUCAUCACCAGUCUCUUCUUCAUUCCAGUGGGCAUCAUCAUGGCAGUCACAAACCAACACAGCAGCCUCUAUCUAGUUUGCCAACUUAUCUGUGGCAUUGUAUUCCCAGGAAGGCCCGUGGCAAACAUGAUCUUCGUGACCUACUCAUACAUCAGCUCUGCACAAGGCAUCAAGUUCUCCUCAGACCUAAAACUUGGUCACUACAUGAAAAUCCCACCCCGAAUCUUAUUUGGCGUGCAAAUGAUGGCAACAUUGGUUUCCAGUCUAACCCAGAUUGGCGUGCUGAACUGGAUGUUCACCUACAUCCCGAAACUGUGCACACCCGAAGCCAUCAACGGUUUCAACUGCCCCAUCGCCCGAGUCCAUUUCAACGGCAGCGUUCUCUGGGGAGUCGUCGGUCCCCAGCGCUUCUUCGGCCCAGAAGGCCUCUACAGACCACUUGUAUGGGCCUUUUUGCUAGGUGCCGUGGCACCGCUGGGAACUUGGCUCCUAGGCCGACACAGCAAGAAGAGUUUCUGGCGUAAGGUCAACUUCCCCAUUCUAUUCGGCAGUCUAAGUUGGAUCCCGCCCGCCACGGGACUCAACUUCUCCAUUUGGGCACUUGUCUGUUUCAUAUUCAAUUAUGUGAUCCGGAGAAAGAGGACUGCUUGGUGGGAGAAAUAUGCCAUGACUUUGUCUGCUGCCUUAGACUCCGGGUUGGCGUUCGCGGUUGUGGUUGUCUUCUUUGCUUUCAUUUACCCCGGUUGGGUUGAUGGAUUCAAAUGGUGGGGAACGGAGAUUUACAAACAGGGCUGUGACUGGAUUGCUUGUCCGUAUAAACAAUUAGAGCCUGGUCAAAAGUUUGGCCAGUAG